AUGGCUAAAAAUAUGAAACACCUUAAGGCCCAGUACUUUAUAAGAGCAAACAAACCAGGAAGAUACUUGGUGAAAAAACUUAUGAAGAGGAAGCAGCAAAAAUACAUAACUCAGAUCAAGAAGGGAGAUAAAAACUAUACCAAAGAAAAAGAAAUUGCCGAACAAUUUAGAAUUUUCUACCAAGAGCUCUACAAAAAAGAUCCAAUAGACAAAGAAGAUAUAAUGGCCUUUCUCUCCAAGCGCAAAAUCCCAAGGAUUUCCGACAUGGAAAGAGAAUAUAUGAACAAACUGAUUACGGAAGAGGAAGUGACAAAAGCUAUAAACAAACUAGCAGUUAACAAAACUCCAGGUCCAGAUGGCCUUACUGCCCAAUAUUACAAGACCUUUAAGGAAGAAACAGCACCACAUCUGAAAGAUAUAAUGAAUAACAUUAUGAAAGGCGGCGAUAUGCCUGAGACGUGGCAUGAGGCAAACAUCAUGCUCAUACACAAAGAAAGUACAGAACCCACCGAUCUAAAAAUCUAUCGCCCUAUUUCGCUGCUAAACUACGACUACAAAAUAUUUACAAGCCUUCUGGCAGAGAGAUUUAAAAAGUUAUUACAAGAUAGAAUAAAAGAAGACCAGCGGGGAUUUCUUCCAAAUAGGCAAAUGAGAGACAAUAUAAGGACUGUGAUAGAUAUUAUUGAACUGUACGAAAAAAACCCACAAAAAAAUAUAGGCCUACUAUUUUUAGACGCGGAAAAGGCCUUCGACCGCACAAAUUGGGACUUCAUAACAGCAGUAUUAAUAGAAAUGGACAUUGGUUACUCCAUUAGAAACGCUAUAAGAGCUCUUUACACAAACCAAACCGCAACAGUAAUAAUUAACGGUCAACAAUCAGACAAGAUAAAAAUCCAGAGAGGCGUGAGACAGGGAUGUCCCCUGUCCCCCCUCCUAUUUAUAUUGGUAUUGGAAAUUCUGUUAGAGGACCUAAGAGAAGAUAAAGAACUGGAAGGUUUGAAGAUCAGAUCGGAGGAAUAUAAGGUCCUAGCCUUCGCUGAUGAUCUUGUAUGUAUAAUAGACAAUCCAGUGCAAAACACCACCAAGUGGAUAGACAAGAUCGAGGCCUUUGGAAGACUGGCAGGAGUCAAAAUAAAUAGAAACAAAACAAAAAUGUUAACAAAGAAUGUAACCAAAAAGGAAAAAGACAAAAUUCAUGAAGACACAGGAAUAGAGGUUACCAGAAAAAUUAAAUACCUAGGUAUUGUGAUCUCCUCAUCAAAUAGACAUUUGUUCAAAGAAAACUACGAAAAGGGCUGGAAUGAGAUAAAAAAGAAACUGGAAAACUGGAAAUAUCUUAAAAUCUCCUUACUAGGGAAAAUAGCAGUCAUUAAAAUGAGUGUGCUGCCAAAACUAAUAUUCCUAUUUCAGAUGAUACCAAUCAUCAAAACGAGCGCAUGCUUUAAAACGUGGAACAAAGAUAUUUUAAAAUUCAUCUGGGAGGGGAAAAAACAUCGAAUAAAUUUCCAAAAUCUCACGGAUGCAAAACAGAGAGGAGGACUGGCCCUACCAGAUUUCCAGGUAUAUCAUGAAGCAUCUGCCCUACUUUGGACAAAAACAUGGGCUACCCUGGACCAGAAAAAAUUGCUGACAUUGGAGGGCCACGAUAUCCGAAGGGGAUGGCACGCAUACCUGUGGUAUGAAAAAGCGUCCAUCGAAAGAAAUUUUACAAACCACCACAUCAGAGCUUCCCUAUUAAAAACUUGGAACAAAUAUAAAGGCCAUUUUUAUAGGAAAACGCCCACAUGGAUAUCACCAGUGGAGGCUUAUCACAAGAGGGAAAUCCCCAGAAGUAAGUGGCUAACCUACAAGCAAUUGCUCAUUAAGAACAAGGGAGAAUGGCAACUGAGACCCUUAGAAGACCUAAAAAAAGAAGAUAAGGGAAUGAGUUGGCUUCAUCACCUACAGAUUAAAGAACACUUCAAGGUUGAUCAAAAACUGGGAUUUAACGAAAUUGACACAUGCUGGGAUACCGUUAUGAAAAAAGAAAAGAAUCUGAUCGAAACACUAUACCAGAAACUACUAGAAUGGAAAAAUGAAAAGGAAGUGGUCAAAGAAAACAUGAUUAAAUGGGCUAAGGAUUUUGGUCAUUCUAUACUACUUGAUGAGUGGGAGCAAGUCUGGAGAAACAAAUUAAAAUUCACAAAGGCAACCAAUAUUAUAGAGAAUUGGUACAAAGUAUUUUACAGGUGGCAUCUAACACCAAUGCAACUGGCCAAAUUCAAUAAGAAAAAUGAUGGGAUAUGUUGGAAAUCUCUGAAAAGAAAAGCGAGGAAUGAAGUUUCCAGUAUGUCCUACAUGGGCAUUCAUGGAGAUGUAAAAGAUUUCUUGGUCAGCAUUAAUUUAGGACAGUAUUAUCCAAACUUCCAAAACUUUGGUUAUGACCAUUUGCAAGACUGUACACAGAUAAAUGACUGUGUACUUCAACAGAUUGGAAUAACUCCUACGGGGCACCGAAGAAGAAUACUCAAGCAAUUGGAUUUUGUGUUUUCAGAAAUGCCAGCCAAAUGUGCAUCUGCUGAAAGCCAGAAAAUGGAAAGUGCAAAAGACUUGGGAAAUGACAUUUCUCCAUUAUUUUGCAACAAUUCCAAUAAAAACGUUCCAGGCAAACAAGAGGAUGAAACAGCUUUCCAAAUAUCCAAUGAAUCUGCCAUUAUGGCUUGUGACAAACAUUGCUUAUAUAAGGAAAAUAAAGAACUUGCUGACGAUGAGUCAUUGGAAGUCAAAGGCGACAUGUUGGCAGGUUUCAGCUCUUUUAACACCUCCUAUCAGAACUUGGGUGGCUUAACAGAAGUCACCACUGAUUCAGAAAAUGCACUGAAAAAUGUGAUGUCUCAAAAGGGAAUUUCUGUGAAUAGUCUUCUUGAAAAGAGGUGGGCAGAUGUUGUUAGCAUUGAACAACACAAUGUUCCCAAGGAAAUAUCGUCUCCUGCAUCUUCACCUGGAAUAAAAUCUCAUGAUGAGGAUCACCCUGUGCUUUCGACAUCAAGAAGUUUGACUAAUGCUCCACUGAGUAGUCAUUUUUUUGAGUUUCAAGGUGAAAUGGUUGAAAAUGAUUUGUAUAGUGCUUGUAGCCAAAGCUCUACACAAGCAGCUUCAAGGCCAACAAGAUCAUUUAUGCUUAGGCACCGCCCUGUUCCAGAAAUACCUGACUCUUCCACUACUGAAGCUUCAACAAGCUCCCUCCAAGAAAGAAGGAACAUGAAUGGUUUCAAUGUCCACUCUUCAGACAGUCAUAUUUCACAAAAAAAAGGCCCCGGUGAAGAAUAUGCAGCUCCCAUUUCUCCAUAUGGGGAAACCUUCCUUAUUCACAGCUCAGAAGAAACGGAAAUCGGUGACAAAGAACUUACAGACAUCCAAGAAAAAAACAGGGAUGAAGAAAUCACUCAAAGGGAUAAUCUUCUGAGCAAAACACGUGCUAUCAAUAAUAAUCAAACCCAGAAAAUCUCUGAUGAUGUAGCACACAGUGAAUUGUUGACCCAAGAAGAUAAAUCUGCCUCACUAAAAAGAUUUGCCGGUGAAUUGGAAUACUCUUCUGUGAAAAGAUAUACUUGGUAUGCACGGCGAGGAAAAUAUAAGGCAUCGCAAGGCCUCGGAGAGUUGAAAGGUGGGCAUUUGGACUUCAGUGCAAAAGAAGAGAUUCAUGUCCCUCGGCAUGUUGGCAGUGAUGAAUCAGCCACUAACUCUAGAGACUCAAUAUCACCCUAUGCUUGUUUUUAUGGACCAACACCAAAGAAAGUUAAAGAAGGCUGGCUGGAUAAACUAUCUCCUCAGGGAAAGCAUAUGUUUCAGAAGCGCUGGGUGAAAUUUGAUGGUGACAGCCUUUGUUAUUACAACAAUGAAAAGGAGGUGUACUCCAAGGGAAUAAUCCUCCUCUCUGCUAUGUCUACAGUUAGAAGCCAUGGCGACAACAAAUUUGAAGUUGUUACCGCACAGAGGAUAUUUGUCUUCCGGGCUGAAAAGGAAGAUGAAAGAAAUGACUGGAUCAGUACAAUACUUAAUGCUUUGAAGUCACAACCUGACAUCUCUCGAGUGCGGACCACUGUCUCUCCUGAUAAAAGUGGAUAUUUGGAUCUGAAAGGCUACAAAACGAAAAUAUUUACCUUGUUGCAAGGAAAUAAUGUAUGGAUCUGCAAAAACGAACAGGACUUUAAGGCUGGAUAUGGCAUCACUAUAAUCCCCAUGAAUGUGGCUAAUGUGAAACAGAUAGACCGGGCAGCAAAACAGUCAUUUGAAAUAAUUACACCUUACCGAAGCUUUAGCUUUACUACUCAGUCUGAAAAAGAAAAGCAGGAGUGGAUCGAAGUGUUGCAGCAAUCCAUAGCUGAAACACUCUCUGAUUAUGAAGUUGCCGAGAAGAUCUGGUUCAAUGAAUCGAACAGGACCUGUGCGGAUUGUAGAGCUCCAGAUCCUGACUGGGCAUCCAUCAAUCUCUGUGUUGUCAUUUGUAAAAAGUGUGCAGGGCAGCACAGAUCAUUAGGACCCAGAGAUUCAAAGGUCCGAAGUCUAAAAAUGGAUGCCAGCAUUUGGAGCAAUGAACUUAUUGAGCUUUUUCUUGUCAUAGGGAAUACAAGAGCAAAUAGUUUUUGGGAAGGGAAUCUUCAACCAGAUGAGAAAUUGCCUAUGGAUGCAUCAACAGACAAGAGGCUAACUUUUAUCAGCCAAAAAUAUAAAGAGGGAAAAUUCAGAAAAACCACUCUACUUUAUAAAACCAAAGAAGAAUUAAAUAAGGCCCUGUGUGCUGCAGUGGUUAAGCAGGAUGUAUUGGAAACAAUGGAAUUGUUGUUUAGUGGAGCAGAUGUGAUGUGUGCUACCAGAGAUCCUGACUACAGUACUCCGUACUUGUUAGCAAAGAAAUAUGGACAAAGACUGCAAAUGGAAUUUCUCCAUCAUAACAAAUUUUCAGAUUUUCCAAGCUAUGAUGCUCAGUCAGACAGCAUUUCCUGUCAAGAUUCUUCCUCAUCCACCUUCCUUUGUGACUAUUUAUACAAGCUUCCCUCCAGUGCUACAAAACCAUUUACAGAGAGAAAACUAAAAGAAGAAUGCAAUAAAAAGUGGUGUACUUUCGAAAGUGGCUUUUUGAGCUACUAUGAAAAUGAGAAGACAACUUCUCCAAAUGGGAUGCUUGACAUCAGUGAAGUCAUCUGCCUUGUUCAUAAGACUGGCUCUUUCUUACCUAUGGGAAGUCUAUUUACCUUUGAAAUCUACUUACUGCCAGAACGUGUGUUUCUCUUUGGCACUGAAACUGCACAUACUCAAAGAAAAUGGACUCAGGCAAUUGCCAAGCAUUUUGUACCCAGUGUAGCCAAACAUAUCUUGGAGAGGGAUUAUGACGUGAUCGGCCAGCUGUAUUACAAAGACUGCCAUAAUCUCGAUAAAUGGAAAAAAGGCUGGUUUGCUAUAGAAAAGUCAAACCUUUGUUUUUGCCUGGAGCUAGAAAAUUCACAAGAGGAUUCAAUGCAUCUAAGGAGACUCCAGGAGUUAACAAUCAGCAGUAUAAUGCAAAAUGGAGAAAAAAUAGACGUUCUUCUUCUGGUUGAGAAAGGAAGAACAUUAUACAUCCAUGGCCACACCAAGUUGGAUUUCACAGUCUGGUAUAGUGCAAUUGAAAAAGCAGCAGGUACAGAUGGCAACGUGUUAGAAGAUCAGCAACUCAGCAAAAAUGACGUCCCGAUUAUAGUGAAUAGCUGUAUUGCAUUUGUUACCCAAUAUGGUCUAGGUAACAAACAUAUCUAUCUGGAUAGAGGGGAUCCAUCUCAUGUAAAUGAACUUCUUGAGUCCUUCAAAAAAGAUGCCAGAAGUGUUAAGCUGAGGGCUGGAACAAACCAGCUGGAAGAUGUUACUGAUACUCUGAAGUGUUUUCUGUCUGAAAUCGAUGAUGCACUUCUUACCAAAGAACUCUAUCCAUUUUGGAUCUCUGCAUUAGAUACACUAGAUGAGAAAGAGAGAGUGAAAAAGUACAGCACUUUUAUUCGAACACUUCCAGCAGUCAAUAGGGCAACUUUGGCAGCCUUAAUGGAACACCUUUACAGGGUACAGAAGUGUUCUGAAAUCAAUCACAUGGAUCCUCACAAUCUAGCAAUGGCAUUUUCAUCAUGCUUGUUUCAAACUAAAGGGCAAACCAGUGAAGAAGUCGAUGUAAUUGAAGACCUGAUUAUAAAUUAUGUGCAUCUCUUUGAUGUACAUGAAGAUCAAGUGAAACAAAUGGAUAUUGAGAAUAGCUUUAUUACCAAAUGGAAAGAUACUCAAGUUUCCCAGGCUGGAGACUUGCUAAUUGAAGUUUACGUGGAAAGAAAGGAGCCAGACAGCAGCGUUAUAAUAAGGGUAUCGCCAAUGAUGGAGGCAGAAGAAUUGACUAAUGACAUACUGGGAAUAAAAAAUAUUGCACCCCACAAGGAUGAUAUGUGGGCUACGUUUGAAGUGAUUGAAAAUGGAGAGCUAGAACGCCCAUUACAUUAUACUGAGAAUGUUCUAGAACAAAUUCUACAUUGGAGCUCUUUGACUAAUCCCAGCAGUGCAUAUCUUAUUGUAAAGAAAUUUCUGACAGCCGACACAAUGAAACAAUGCAAUGAGAAAAAUGCAAAGGGCACAGUAAAAGCCAGUUAUCUGAAAUUUAAAGAAGAGCCAUCCAAAUUACUGUCUGGAAAUAAGUUUCAAGACCGUUAUUUUGUUCUCCGGGAAAGAAAUCUUCUACUUUACAAGGAUAUGAAGAGUAGUAAGCCUGAGAAGGUGUUGCCAACCCAAUCACUGAAACUUUACCUUGGAGUGAAGAAGAAACUGAAGCCACCAACGAAUUGGGGUCUCACAUUGUACUCUGAGAAGUAUCACUGGCAUUUGUGUUGUGAUGGACAGGACUCUCAGUUAGAAUGGAUGAGCAGCAUAUUUAUUGCACAGCACAAUAAUAUCUGUCCACCAGAUGGAAAAGUGAGGAAGCAAUCUGUUACCAAAAACCCCAAAAUUGGUGGCUUACAUUUAAUACCAAUCCAUCAUGAAAGAAGUAUUCCAAAAGCUAAAGUCAACACAUCAGAGCAUUCAAAGCUUGAAUCUGAAAGUGAUUUAACAGAAGACAAGAGGAGUUUGAAGGAAAGAGCAUCACGGGUCGCUGAGUGCCUGGAACGCAAGGAGGAGAAAGCCCGAAACCGGACAAGGAAGCACCGAAGUCUGAUCUGUUUGGAUGACAUGGGUCAAGAUGUUUCUGACUCUCACCAAAGACCCUACAUGGACUCAAAGACACCAAAGAAAAAUGAGAACAAAGCCAAUCAGAUGCAGCUGGAAUCUGAUAAUAAGCUUCCAGCAAAUGUUAUUCAAGAACUCCACACUGUCUUGCAGAGGCACAGAGCUCUCCACGAACAGUCUUAGAAACAGUUCUUCAGAUCUGUACAUCAGUGACCUGGUCAUUCUAGGAAGAGAAAUAUAUUGUUUAUGUACAGUGUACAGGGCUUUCAACAGAUAGAUAGAAAUAAAGGAAAACACAGAGGCAAGAUAUGCAUUCCUCUC
Messenger RNA from Anolis sagrei ordinatus, 7536 nucleotides. The record is from RefSeq and is a predicted model, not a curated record. Lineage: Eukaryota; Metazoa; Chordata; Lepidosauria; Squamata; Anolidae.